AUGGUGCAGGAGCAUAGUUCUCGAACUGGCUAUGGAGGAGAAGGUGUUGCUCAUAGACCUUCUCGUCACAAUGACUACAGUUAUGAAAGAAAUACCAAACAGCCUUCAAACUAUUAUGAAAGCCAUAGCCGUGAUUACAAUUACACUUCUGGUUCUAUACGUCCUCAUUCUUCAAUGGAGGAAGUUCGCCCUCGCAGUACUGAACCUUUCGUUCAACGAUCAAGAGCUCGUGUUGAUCACGAGAAUUAUAAUCGAAAUUAUUCACAAUGGCAGGAGCAUAGUUCUCGAACUGGCUUUGGCGAAGGUGCUAGUAGUUCUGUCAGGAAUUCUCGUGGACUGUCUGACACUAGAACAUCAACUGUGGCAUCCAGGGGAUGCGAGGUUGAUAGAGGGGAUGAUCGGAGGAUGCCUUCUAGAUAUGGCAAGGAUUACACAUCCAGGGAUCAUCCACGCUCUGCGUCAGAUGAUGCACAUGAAGAAUCACACCGAUCUGAUUACCAUCACAGUCGUGUGAAAGAUGGUGGCUCAAGCAGCAGAAGAGGUUCACGCAAAUAUCACAAAGGUGAAUUUGGUUGUUGUUAAUUAUAUCUCUAUAUAUUUGAGCUUGGUGUGGCACAACUUGUAUAUAUAUAAACUGAUCCUCAAGAUGGAUAAUUACUGCAUGCUAUGUAGGAUGACUGGUGCAGCACCAUCAGGCACUCUUAACUAAUUCAGUGUUGAAGUAGGCUCUCCGCAUUUAUUACUUGGAGAACUUCAGAAAAAGUUUUAGCCAUUCAGAUUUUGAACUGAUUGUGCUAUCACAUAAUAUGAUGUUCAGUAAAGUGAUCUGAUAGAGAUGGACAAAGUGUGUUUUGCAUAUAGUCAGAUGUUUUAAUAUAGGAGAUGUUCUAAAGCCUAUUUUUUAGAUAACGCUAGCUGAUCGUAAGGUAAUGGAUAUUCUCGCUCUAUGGUUCAUAGAAUGCCUCAGAUCAGAUCAGAUCAGAUCAGAUCAGUUGAAAAAAGCUCACUGCUUGGGUUACACCUGCAUGUUCUUUUUGCAUGACUAAAUGGAAAAGUAAAUGUCGCAGUUCCAUUCAAAGGAGUUUUUCGAUUUUCGCGUUCUGGUUAUUGGUGACAUAUUGACAGGAUUCCUUGUUUCUUUCAACUAGAAAUUUGGAUCAGUGUUUGCAGAUGUAUGAACCAAUGAAAUGUUAUGCAAAAAUGAACUCCACAGAACUUGGAUUCGUGCUCUCGGCAUCAUGUCCUAGAUCGAUUCAUGAAUACAACAAUGGAAUGCUUGAUAGUUACGAAAACUGUGAUAAGCAGUUUGGCUGCAUGUCUGUCACAGCCAAAAUUGUCCUUCAACUACAGAAAACACAAAAGAUGCUGACAGACUGCUUUCCAGUAACAUCGUAACCCUUGCUUCUGUUAACUCGUGCCUGG
Populus trichocarpa (black cottonwood) is the source of this 1422-nucleotide messenger RNA. RefSeq lists its product as uncharacterized. The record is from RefSeq and is a predicted model, not a curated record. NCBI's taxonomy places the organism in Eukaryota, Viridiplantae, Streptophyta, Magnoliopsida, Malpighiales, Salicaceae. The transcript has 6 exons. Bases 1 to 582 code for a protein of 193 amino acids.